ACCUCCUCCAUGCUGUACUCGAACCGCCGCGUGCGCGCAGGAAUAUAGUUGCAGCGUCAGGACGAAUGCCAGGCGCCAGCAGCCGAGCAUGGCACGCCCUCAUCCGGACGCACCACAUCACGUCUCGGAAAAAAGUGGCCAAACUCCGUCAAGCUGCAUCAGCCGAGGACGUCUAUGCCCUGAUCAGAUAUGGAGGCGCUCCGGGCAUCAUGUAUGUGCAGGGCCGUAAGAGCAACGUCGACUCCUGGGUUGCUGCAGUGCAGCGCCUUCGAUAUAAAGACUUUCAGCUCGCUAUACGGCCGGUGGAAGUACAGACUGAGAGCGACCAGUCUCAUGUGCCCGCUCCUCCGGAGAGACUGACUGGUCUUCACGAGGUCGAGUCCGUGAAGGAGUUUGCCACUCAGAUGCAUGCUUACGGCGUUUUGGACUGGUGGAGGACGGGAAUGGGCUAUGCAGGUGACCAAGGCCGACUAUGAUAUGAUGAUGAUGAUACAUGGGGCUUGAAAAUGAGCUUUAUUGGCUACGUACAGCAGCAGUCGAGCAAGCCCAUCAGAAUGGUCCUUUACCCGUCGAUGCAGGAUCCCCCACGAUGGCUCGGUCAAGUCGUCCUCGGAUACGGACGUUAAGUCUGCUGCAGCACAGCUUCAGGUUGUGUAGAUCUAGCAAACAGUCAGACCAGUGGAUGCGAGGCACUCUUUGCCUGGCAAAUUUUCCACAAGCACGCCUACUGUAGAUCCUUCCAAGCAUUUGAUAAUGACGAGAGAAAAGUUCCGAAGCAAAAAGAAAAGCAAUGAUCGCUUUGGAAAGGAUGGAAAUGCCAAUUUCCAAGCUCCAGGCUCUUCAAUCAAAUCAGUGCACGGCAUAUGGAUCUAACGCUUCAACAAACCGAGCCACAAAACGGUGCUAUCUAUCGACAACUAGAUUUCACAUCUAAAUCUUAUAGCAAGUACCCUGUCCUGUCGCGCAAGACAAUCAAUAGUAAAGAGCC
This is a messenger RNA of Sphaerulina musiva SO2202, 988 nucleotides long. RefSeq lists its product as uncharacterized. The transcript has 2 exons. The coding region runs from base 66 to 476 and encodes 136 amino acids. The record is from RefSeq and is a predicted model, not a curated record. Lineage: Eukaryota; Fungi; Ascomycota; Dothideomycetes; Mycosphaerellales; Mycosphaerellaceae.